Molecule: messenger RNA, 2361 nt
Organism: Puntigrus tetrazona (Sumatra barb)
Lineage: Eukaryota; Metazoa; Chordata; Actinopteri; Cypriniformes; Cyprinidae
Gene: asb15b
Product: ankyrin repeat and SOCS box containing 15b
Exons: 9
Coding region: 268-2022 (584 amino acids)
Biological process (GO): intracellular signal transduction
Cellular component (GO): cytoplasm
Molecular function (GO): protein binding
Source: RefSeq, a predicted model, not a curated record
UCUGCCUAGUCAUGCCAAAGUGACCCGCAUUCUCCAAGUGUCGAGAGAAAGCGGGUCAGCACUAAAUAUAUCCUCCAGACCCGUGAAAACAAACUCAGUUUGUGUUUUGCAACGCUACGAGGUGCAUGGCAUUUCUUUCAAUGGUUCGUCAAAAACUCUUUAAAGGAUUUACAGAGAAAACUAGACAUUCGUGUCAGCGUCACAGUCCUGUUUUCACCUAGAUCACGGUUUUGUUCACGCGUGCACCCUCUUGAGCUUUGAAACACAAUGGACUACAUGGAACAGAUGGAUGAAGAUCAGCUCAUUGACUUUGUGAUUCAAAUGAGUCUCCAAGACGCGUGCGGCCUCUCCGUUUUAAACGAGCCGCUAAGCACUUUAGAAACAGCCAGUGAUGAAAACCUCAAGAUUUUAUCAGCCAUCGAUCAAGGUGAUGUGUUUGCGCUGAGGCAUCUGCACAAGUACAGUGACGCCUAUAAAGAGAGAGACAGCAAAGGCUGGCUUCCGAUGCACAGAGCUUCAGUCCAGCCGGACGCCCAUGUGUUGGACAGCGUGCUCCUAGCAUCCCACGAGCUGAGCAUGGAGGAGAUGACGACUGACGGAGACACUGCUUUGACUCUGGCUUGCGGAGCAGGACAUGUGGAGAACGUGAAGGUUCUUCUUCAGCACGGAGCAUCUCCACACAACAUGAACAGCAGGAAUGAGAAUCCACUCCUCCUGGCUGUGAGGGCAAACUCGUAUGAAAUGGUUCAUGCCCUGGUAAUGAGAGGAGCCUUCGUGCAGCAGGUGUGUUUGAAGAAGUGGACGGUCAUCCACGAGGCUGCUAAAGUGGGUUGUGUGGACAUCUUGAUGCUGCUGCUGAGACACGGGGGGAAGGUCAUGGGCCGGGACGGUCACGGGGUCACGCCGCUGGGCAUCGCCGCAGAGUACGGCCAUCCUGAAAUACUGGCAAUCCUUAUCCAACAUGGGGGCGAUGUCACAGCACAAGCAGCGAAUGGGGACAGUGUGUUAUAUGACGCCGCAGGCUGUGGGAACCUGGACUGCAUUGGUCUACUCUUACAACACGGCGCCAGUCCUAACGUAGCCAGUCUUUGCUCUCAACUGCCCAUUCACCGUGCAGCCUAUGAAGGGCACUACCUGGCCCUGAAGACGUUCAUACCCAUCACCACUAAGAGGGCCAUCCGUCUCUCUGGGAUGAGUCCGGUUCAUUCUGCGGCGGACGGAGGCCAGGCUGACUGCCUGGAACUGCUCAUCACGAAAGGCUUUGAUGUCAACCCAAUCCUGGGCUGCCAUAUUUCCGAAAACUACGGCGAUAUGAGGAAGACCCCGCUGUACUUCGCCAUCUGCAAUGGAGACGUCACCUGCGCCGAGAUGCUUCUGAAAGCAGGAGCGAAGCCCGACCUGGACCCGCUGCGCUGCCUCCUGGUGGCCGUCAGGGCUGGGAAGUACGAGCUGGUCCGGCUGCUUCUCGCCUACGGAGCGGACGUCAACUGCGUCUUCUCCGUCGUCAGUGACACCUUGUUUCCUACGGCACUGCAGUACUGCCUCAAAGAUGAAAUGAUGCUGCGCCUGCUCCUUAACAACGGUUACCAUGCAGAAAGCUGCUUCGAGUGUUACCACGACAACUGCGUAACGUCAUACACGUGGGUAGAGGCUUCUAGUCGGUCGUACCAAAUCAAGACCGCAACGAAUAAAGUAACCUUUUGUGAGUUUAUUAGCGUGUCAUGGAUGGCACACUUGGCGGGGCGGGUGGUUCUGACACUCUUAGAUUACGUGAACAACGUGCGCAUCUGCUCUAAACUGCAACGCAUUCUGGAGAGACAGGAGGAGUGGCUCGAUAUCUGUGACGUCCUUAGGAACCCACGCUCUUUGAAGCACCAGGCCAGGUUGGUUAUCAGGGGAUGUAUGACACUGAGAAGACUGAAUGACCCAGAGAUCAUGAGCACCGUUCCUUUCCCCCCAGCACUGAAGAACUUCCUGCUUUACAAAGAAUAUGAUAUAUAUGGUCGAAUGGAUGAACAGUAGAUAUAUGUUUUUUAUUGCAACUUAUUUAUGAGUGAAACUAUUUGUAAUUUUGAGAUAAUUUAAAUAUGUUUUAUAAACAAGAUGUUAAAGAUGUGCUGCAUAAAGAUGCGUUUAUUAACAAUAAUACAUGAUGCAUACUUUUCAUAUAGUAAUGCUCACAAAAUAAAUCAUCACCAAGCCCAGGCCACAUUUCACCCAAAAACAAUAAAAAAAAAAACCAAAAAAAAUAUGCACCUUUUUGAUUUUAGAGUGAAACUUGACCUGGACAUGGUCUUGACAGGGUUCCCAAAAACUAAAUAGUCUGGAUAUGCUACAUAAAUACAUGAUUUACUCUGGAAA